AUGCUCCUCUCGGUCGAGAAUGGCGUGUUGAGUGCAGGCAGCGGGAGCUUCUGGUCGAAAUGCCUGGAGAUCAAGCUCAACCGCGGCUUUGCCUGUGAGGACGCCAGGACUCCGCUCGCCGCGGGGUACAGCCGAGUGGCGCGGAAUGCAGCCAGCGUGGACAGCGAGGUGUAUCCUGGCACUGCUUUGAUGCUCUACGACACCACCCUGGCGCGUGUAUACCGCAACAAGUUGACCGCGAAGACUAGAAAAACGGCGCCCAAGACGAAGCCUACAGGCAAGUCGAUAGCCCAGGAGAACGAAAUUGAAAACAAGUUGAAACUGUUCGUGGAGCUGGAUGGCUGGCGGUAUACAACUCUCCCUGUGAUUCUGCGCGAACGAGCAGCCGACAACGAGGACAAGAAGAAGAAAGGAGGGUCACAUUCUUCCAAUGGCUACAUUAUCAAAGACGAGUUGGUCCGUUUGAUGGACUGGAAGCUGAAACAUGGCUCGUUUCGGCCUGCACUUAUGGGCUUGAUACGCUCAAAUCAAGAGUCGCAGGUAGAGUCGGCCAGCAAGGACGCGUUCUCAAAGCUGGCGGAAGACUCUGCAACCGGAAAAUUCCCCGAAUCGAGCAUGCAGCUGCUGUGCAAAAGCUUCCGUGGCGUUGGUCCUGCAACGGCGUCCCUGGUCCUCUCACUUGCACCACAUAGUGACACCUACGAAACUCCGUUUUUCAGCGAUGAGCUUUAUUACUGGCUCUGCUUGGAUUUGUAUUCGUCCCCAAAACCAAAGCAGAAACAAAUUCUCCCGAAGCUUAAAUAUAACAUAAAGGAGUAUACGGAGCUAUGGGACGCAUUCUCAAGGCUACGUCAGCGCAUUGAGCGGCUGUCUGGAGAAGAGAAGGCCAGCAAUGCUAGAAUUGCCUUUUCGACGCAGGAUAUCGAGAAGAUUGCAUUUGUGGUAGGCCACCCUGAGGCAACCGGCCCCGACAGAGAUGACUCUAAAGUACCGUCAAAACCGGACGACCAGGGGGAUGCGCCCUCAACGCCAUCAUUGCCAACAGAUGCAGACCCGGAGACGACGGCCGAGAAAGAUCAAGGCAGGCGUACUCGGAAACGAAAAAGACAGGGCCCGUAG
This is a messenger RNA of Arthroderma uncinatum, 1119 nucleotides long. RefSeq lists its product as uncharacterized. The record is from RefSeq and is a predicted model, not a curated record. Lineage: Eukaryota; Fungi; Ascomycota; Eurotiomycetes; Onygenales; Arthrodermataceae. Bases 1 to 1119 code for a protein of 372 amino acids. The transcript has 3 exons.